Messenger RNA from Petromyzon marinus (sea lamprey), 1048 nucleotides. It is a transcript of the gene NDUFAF2, whose product is annotated as NADH:ubiquinone oxidoreductase complex assembly factor 2. Gene Ontology annotation, biological process: mitochondrial respiratory chain complex I assembly. The record is from RefSeq and is a predicted model, not a curated record. Gene Ontology annotation, cellular component: mitochondrion; membrane; respiratory chain complex I. NCBI's taxonomy places the organism in Eukaryota, Metazoa, Chordata, Hyperoartia, Petromyzontiformes, Petromyzontidae.
CAAUCGCGUCGCUUGCGGAUUCCGAAAGCCGCGUGCGUUGUGGGAGAUUGACUCGGCGUUCUGGGUUUGUGUUUGUCUUUAUAAGUCAAUUAGUGGGACAAAGUAAGUAACACGUAGUCGCCCGCGACGUUCAUCGGCGUUACGGAUUAGGGUCUGUUGCUGAAGAAUGUUACGAUGGUGUUUUCUGUUUAAACGCCAAGACAUCUGAACGUGCCUGAGCCUGGCUCAAAUGAGACGUUAACCCUCUCAGGCCUAACGGUGGCUGUAAUGUUACAUUCUGGGAUGAGUCGCGUGGUGACGUUCCUGCGCAGCAAGCUGGGCAUGCUGCGAGUGCACAUUGGCACCGACUACCUGGGCAACAAGUAUUACCUGGUGCCCGAGCAGCGCACGUGGGCUGGUCGCACUGUGCGUCCGCGCCGUUUGGUGGAGGCGUCGAAGUCCAGCACGGCCGACUACGACGGCGACAACAUCCCCAUGGAGUGGCAGGCGUGGAUGCAGGGAAAGAGGGAUGGUGCCCCGACCAUAGAGGAGGUGUCUCGCCGGGAGGCAACGAGCCACCUGGUGGCCGAGCGGGGCCGCCUGAGCGAGAUCAAGGAUGAGGAGGCCCAGCAGCGCGCCUACGAGGAGGGACUGGUGGCGCGUGCGGCCACGCGAGCUCCGGGCCACGCCGCGCUGACCCACGGCGCGCCGCUAGGCCCGUCGCCCGAGCCCGGCGGCACUGCCGGCAAGUUCCAUCCAGGAUCGUGGCUCCCGGGUGAGGGGGCGGACACCGGCGGAGGGGGUAAAGCGGCGACUACAGGACGGGACGGCGGUGGCUUCCAGCCGGAAAGUUGGACACCUGGACAAGAGGGCACGAAACAAUGAGCCCUUGCCCAUCGUCGAUUCCUUUCCACCCGGUUAUGUACAACCCAGCAUUUCCAAUUUUGGGAGUCGUGUCAAGGAUUAAAUGGUUAAAGGUUGCAGCCGCUGCAAUUGGUUGCUUACGCCACUGCUGAAUUUAAAACUUACAAACUAAACUAGUUUUAUUUUAGCAGGUAAGGCCUACUGA